Molecule: messenger RNA, 744 nt
Organism: Jaculus jaculus (lesser Egyptian jerboa)
Lineage: Eukaryota; Metazoa; Chordata; Mammalia; Rodentia; Dipodidae
Gene: Alkbh2
Product: alkB homolog 2, alpha-ketoglutarate dependent dioxygenase
Biological process (GO): DNA repair
Source: RefSeq, a predicted model, not a curated record
AUGGAGUUCCCUACGGCGCUGGAGAAGAGGCUGCCCGGCGCGCUGCGCAUGCUCCAAGCGGAGGCUUAUGGGGGGGAGGUCGCGAGUGGGGGCAGCGGAGGCCCAGUGCGCAUGGACAUGCAGGAUGGAGAGGUUCCUGAUGAAGAGAACCUGAGGGACUUUGUGGACAAAAAGGAGGUGCCCACUGCGCUGGGAGGGUGCCGGGCUCCUCCCCCACAGAGUUUGGAACUGCCCUGCUUCAUCUGCACAGGUGCACUGGCCAAGGUCCAAGCCUUUGGGAAGUGGCAUGGUGUGCUCGGGAAGCAGGCGACAUACGGUGACUCUGGGCUGACCUACACAUUUUCGGGCCAGCUGUGUCCAGGACCCUGGAUCCCAGCUCUAGAGCGUGUUCGGGAUCGCGUCUCUGAGGUCACAGGACAGACCUUCAACUUUGUGCUCAUCAACAGGUAUAAAGGUGGCUGUGAUCACAUCAGGGAGCACCGAGAUGAUGAAAGGGAGCUGGCUCCCGGGAGCCCCAUCGCCUCCUUUGGAACCUGCAGGGACUUCCUCUUCCAGCCCAAGGACUCUGGAAGGAAGAACUGCCACCGGGAGGUGGAGGUGGUCAGGCUGCAGCUGGCCCACGGAAGCUUGCUGGUGAUGAACCACCCAACCAACACCUACUGGUACAGUCUUCCUGUCCGCAAGGUGUUUCUGGCUCCACCGGUGAACCUGACAUUUCGUAGAAUCUUGCCUACUAAGAAAUAA